Alligator sinensis (Chinese alligator) is the source of this 5218-nucleotide messenger RNA. It is a transcript of the gene TSPAN18, whose product is annotated as tetraspanin 18. The transcript is spliced from 11 exons. Gene Ontology annotation, cellular component: membrane. The record is from RefSeq and is a predicted model, not a curated record. NCBI's taxonomy places the organism in Eukaryota, Metazoa, Chordata, Crocodylia, Alligatoridae. Bases 371 to 1114 code for a protein of 247 amino acids.
AGUCUCAGGCUACCACAACGAGAUUAACAGCAAGGAGAACCGGAUAGAGAGGGAACCUGGAAGAGCUUGGUGCCCAGCCCCAGCCGUGAAGGAUAGGAGAUAUCUGUGUGAACCACACCACUGCCUGGGCAAAGAGGUCAGCCCUCCUGGACACACCAUCGGGGCGCUGAGGAUCCUGACUGAUGCAUGUUUACCUUGACCUGACUUCUGGAAAAGAACAAGUGCUGCUCUGAAAGUUUGCUAGUACUGAGGACAAGCUUGGCUAAUAAAAGAUACAUGGGACACACGCACCAUUAGAGGUCAGAAAAGACAUUGAGCUUGAAGCCCCUAGAGCUGCACAGGAAUAAUUGGGUCACACAGCCUGGAGACCAUGGAGGGGGAUUGUCUGAGCUGCAUGAAGUAUCUGAUGUUUCUUUUCAAUUUCUUCAUAUUUCUGGGAGGGGCCUGCCUUCUAGGAGUUGGGAUCUGGGUUAUUGUGGAUCCAACAGGAUUUCGAGAGAUCGUGGCUGCCAACCCUCUGCUCUUCACGGGAGCAUACAUCAUGCUGGCAAUGGGAGCGAUGCUCUUCCUGCUGGGCUUUCUUGGCUGCUGUGGGGCCAUCCGUGAGAACAAGUGCCUCCUGCUCUUUUUCUUCAUGUUUAUUUUGUUAAUCUUCCUGGCAGAGCUCUCGGCUGCAAUCCUGGCUUUUAUCUUCAGAGAGAAUCUGACCAGAGAGUUCUUCACCAAGGAGCUAAAGAAACACUAUCAAGGGAAUAAUGAGACUGAUGUCUUUUCCUCCACUUGGAACUCAGUUAUGAUCACAUUUGGCUGUUGCGGAGUGAAUGGGCCAGAAGAUUUUCAAAUGGCUUCUCAUUUCCAGCACCUACAUUCAGGUGAUGCCGUACCAGAAGCAUGUUGCCAGCGAGCACUCCAGACCCGGGAUGGACCAUUCAUUAAGAAGGAAGACUGCCUCCAAGGAUUGGAAAUGUACCAGAACCGACAGGGCUGUUACACUGUGAUCUUGAUCUCCUUUGAGACCUACGUGUACCUUGCAGGAGCUCUUGCCAUUGGAGUGCUGGCCAUUGAGCUCUUUGCCAUGAUUUUUGCAAUGUGUCUGUUUCGAGGGAUCCAGUAGGAGGUGUCCCAUGAACAACUGUGAUGAUCCCAUGGGCUUGGGGGAAAAGAAAAAAGGAGGAGGAGGAAAAAAGAAAAAAAACUCUAUUUUUUUUAACAAUAUUGGGGGAAAAAGGGUUGUGUAAUAUAUGAAUGACCAAAAGGAUUGUACUUCAGGGGCUGGAACUUUGAGGUGCUGUGCAUUACACUACAGAGACCAACCUUCUCCCAGGGCAGCCUGCACUGCUGUUGUUCAGGAGCAAAGCACAACUGAUUGCACUAGGGACUGAAGAACGCUGCAGGGAGGUUGGGAAGGGAAAUAACAUGGUGCCCCCUCAGUGCAGAAAAAUGCCUGGUGUUCAUACCUGUAUCAUUUAUGUAGUAAAGAAAGAGAAUAGCCAAGUGCAACACAGUGGCUAGAUUCAACACACACAGGAGCAGGUUAGCCAAAAUCACAUGGGUGUAAAGGUCAGGAAGGUUUCGGACAAGCAGGUAAAAAGGGUUUUUAGUACCAGAAAACUGUGGCAGUUUCUUAGUUGCUGAUUUCAAAUUUGGACUGAAAUUCACCAAUCAGGAAAUGGAAGUGUGUGUUUACUAGAGGAGAGCCAGCCCAUUUCUCUUAACACCUCCAGAAGAAGCGGGCCGCCUUGGACUGCUGGGCCUGGGACAUGUCUUCCCCUGGAGUUCCCACCAUGAGGGAGGAGAGUACUUGGUUGGAAAGGCAGACGAGCCCAUGUGGAUCUGAGUGGGCUGAGAUGUAGUCAGAAGUUUGGUUCAUAUCUUUCCUUGUUUCUCUGUCAUGUUGGUUGUCUGUUCAGCAUUUAAUGAGAGAAGUGUGAGCAGUUCCCAGUUUUAUCUCCUCUCCUCUUUAAAAAUGAUUACUAAUUAGUCUGCACAAGGAAAGCUUACACUGCCACCCUCAGGAGAGCAGGAAUAUUGUUUCUCCUCAGAAUCCUUGCUGCUUCUCAUACAUUGAAGAAUAGUUUGUAUUUUGUAGUGCUUAUCUGCAUUGAGUCCCAGUGUCUUCCAGCCAUGUGAGGAAUUCCCAGACAUGGUGCUGGUAGCAAAGUGGACUACUUGCAGUUGUCUCCCACUCUGUUUGUCACUGUAAGCCUUGUGGCUUCAUUUCUGCUCUGAAAAUUGCCUCACAGCUUUUCCCAUAGGACCAAGAAGAGUGAUCAGGAGUCCUGAACUUUGCUGCCUGUGUUUGGUAUCCCUGAAAUGCAAUUUUUGUCCUGACUUUGUAAAUAUGGUUGGCAUUGCAUUUUAACAAAGCAUAUACAGUGAAUUUAACUUCCAUCCAUAAUGACAGGACAGGAUUUUUUUUGUGAUAUCUUUUAUUGGACAAACUAUAUAGUUGGCAGAGAUUUUGGGCAAGCUUUCAGGAACAAAAUACCCUUCUUUAGGCCUUUCCUGAAAGUUUGUUCAACAUCUUUCCCAAUUAUACAGUUGGUCCAGUAAAAUAACAAAAGAAUAAACUCGAAAAAGCACCUCCCCACCCUCCAAAAAACCCUUGCCUCUUGUGCUAAGAUGGCAGACUGCUCCAUGUUGACUAAUAAGCUCUGCCUCCUGAUACAACUGAUUAGCCUGCCCUUAGCACCAUGCUACUUAGCAGCUAAACUACUUCUGGCUCUGGCUAGGCUAAUUCUACUCAUGGGCUUCAGAUUGAUGGAGUGCCCUCAGUUUUGGUUGCCAGAGGUUGGGUACCUUCUUGAAAUAUUACUUUCACAUUUACAUUAUCUCGUGCAUUUAGUCAUUUAACAAACACUCUUGGCAAAGGACCUGGAUCCUAGGGUACAAAGAACAGAAAUGAAGCUCCAAGCCAGACAGUAUUUAGAGUGAUAGAAGUGGGUCUAUUCUAUAGCACGGGUUCUGUUCUCACACUUGAGCAAUUACAUCAGGACAAAGGAAACCCAUUAAAAGAUUAUCAGGCCUGAGCACUGCUAGACCAAGAACCCUGACCUAAAAUGCACCAAGAAAUAGGUUGCUGAUGGAUGAGGAAAGAACAUCACAACCUCACAAAUAGCUUUGCUGAUGACUAUGGAAAUCUUUCACUGAAUGAAGGGAUAUGAAUCUAUUCACUCCAGAAAGAAGGGCACAGUCAUGAAAAAAGCCAGACACCACUCACAAAUGAAGUCAGCAGUGAGGAAAUGAUGAAGAUAUGAUAAGGUCUGUUCACCACUGAGGAGUCUUAGAUGCUGUGUUAAAGUUCCCUCAAAUGGGUUCCUAGAUGGUCUCUCCACAGGAACUGUUUUUAAUGGUGCAUGAAAUUCUGCCCAGCUAUACUAUGAAGGAAAACAGCUCUACGAGGCAGAGACAGUGCCUGCCUCUCUUUGGAAGUCUGUAAUUUGUACCUAAAGUGCCAAAAAUCUGCUGCACGUAAAGAAAACUCCUAUGCUAGACUAUCCUGAGUCAUCAGCCAGCCGUGGCCUGUUGAGGGGCAUAGGAAACUGAUCUUUGUAAUGGGAAUAAACCACAAGGGUAGGAGAAGCCAUCUAAAUGUGCCUCUCUUGGUACAGGGCAGAAAAAUGGUGGGGGGAGGGAAAGCUGUCCACUGCACCAAGUGACUGUUGCUCUCUGGUGGAAAGCAAGGUGGGGGGGUAGUGAUAUUUUUUAUUGGAGCAACUGUGUAGUUAAUAUCUCUCCCAGCUAUACUGUUGGUCCAGUAAAAGAUACAAUCAAAAAACACCCUUGCUUCUCCCAUAUUUCCUGAAUCAUUACAGUAGAAAAACACUCCAACCUUACUCUCCAUUGGGGACAUGAUUGGCAUUGGGGAAGAAAACCCAGUAAAAUAAGAGUUGUUAAUGAGGAAAAGUAACCAAUAUCAAACUGGCACCUGGCCUCUUUCCUUUUCCGUUCACCCCUCUUAAUGUCUUGCUCUUUAUUGAGAACAAUCUGUUAAAAUCAGAACUUGCAGUUUAGCGGGGGGCAAGGAAGGUCCUGGCUAACACAGGCCCACAUAAUUGAAUGCAAAGAAGACCAGGUCUCCCAUAAGGGCAUAGAAUAAGCUUCCAACUCACAAGAUGUCCUGCAAUGCUCCUUCCUCAGACUGCGAGCUGAGGAGAACCUGUGAGAGCCAAAGGAAUAAAUACGGGAGCAGCACAAAAUGUUGUCUUUCCAGGCUUACCUCCUUCUCGUUUUCCUCAUUCUUUGUUCCUUUCCAAAGUUUCACUUUCAAAUUUCCUCCCUUUCCAUUUUCCUUUAUUUUAUCAUGUCUGUUCCCACUCCUCCAUCUAUUUUAUUCCCUCAGCUCUCUCAUCUCUUCUUGGACCUCCCAUUUUUUUUCUGAGGCAAGAAUGUUUCUUUCUGAUUUCAACCAUACAUCCUGAUUGUCCCUUCUUAUUCUUCUCCUUUGGUCCACUUUUGGCUUCUUGGAGCUAUUGUUGCUUACUGGUCUCCUCUAUUCUCUCAUUCUCCCCUUCUUGCUGAGAUCUUCACACCCUCCUUUUAAGGACCAGAAAGUGUCAUUUUGGACAUAGCUGAGAAGCCAGGAAGCAACCCACUCCAAUAAAGAAAUGGAAAUAGCUGCUAGGAGACAUGCAAGCCCCCAGUGCAGGUUACAAUCAUUCCAGGGAAUAUGGAGCCAAAUGGGAAUAUGGGGAAAUGUCCUCUGCAGAAUUGGAAUGAAUGGGAGGCCCCAGAAUUGAAAAUCCUUUGUUACUUGGCAGCACAAAAGUGGUUUUGUUUUUUGUUUUUUUUUUACCACAGUGAGGUGAUGCUGCUGACCUCUGGUCUCAUGCUGCAUAAUAACCAAUGUGUUUUGCUCAUUUUGGAACACUAGGCAGGAGAAACAAACCUUUUUGUAUGUCCAUUUUUCCCCACGUUUCUGCAGCAUUCUUUUGGGGGCCAGAGCACCAAGUUAAAAACCACUGCUCGCUGGACAGUGCUGCAUAAGGUGACCUAAUGGGGAGUCAUCCAAGUGCUGGUCCCCACAUUGUAGAACCCAAACCGCAUCCAACACACCUUUCGUGUAAUUGUAGAGGGCAGUUUGUUUCUGUAAGUCGACAAUCCCCUGUCUGUUAUUUAACUCUCAAAUUACUGUUGUGAGUGCCUGGAAAAAUGGGCUGCGUGUGUAAUAACAUUGAAAUCUAUUUUAAAAAUUGUAAAUGUUCCUUUUAUUAGAUAG